This is a messenger RNA of Molossus molossus (Pallas's mastiff bat), 957 nucleotides long. Its product is annotated as olfactory receptor 10AG1-like. NCBI's taxonomy places the organism in Eukaryota, Metazoa, Chordata, Mammalia, Chiroptera, Molossidae. The record is from RefSeq and is a predicted model, not a curated record. The transcript has a single exon. Gene Ontology annotation, cellular component: membrane. The coding region runs from base 16 to 957 and encodes 313 amino acids. Gene Ontology annotation, molecular function: olfactory receptor activity; G protein-coupled receptor activity. Gene Ontology annotation, biological process: G protein-coupled receptor signaling pathway.
GUCCUCUUUCCACAGAUGAAACACCCAGAAAAAAUAACAGAGGAAAAUCUAACUGCAUUGAUGGAAUUUAUUCUCCUGGACUUUGCUGAAGUUCCCCAUCUCCAGGGGUUUCUAUUUGGAUUAUUCUUAAUCAUCUAUAUCAUUAUCUUGAUAAGCAAUGGCACCAUAUUUCUAAUAACAAAACUGGACCCUGCUCUCCAGUCUCCCAUGUAUUUUUUUCUAGGCAAUUUUUCCUUUUUGGAAAUCUGCUAUGUAUCCGUUACGCUCCCUAGAAUGCUCACCAAUCUUUGGACCCAGAGAAGAGCAAUAUCUUUUGUUGCCUGUGCUACACAGAUGUGCUGGAUUCUUAUGCUGGGAACCACCGAGUGUUUCCUUCUGGCUGUAAUGGCCUAUGACCGUUAUGUGGCCAUUUGUAACCCUCUGCACUACCCCCUAGUUAUGAACCACAAGGUCUGUGUCCAGCUGGUAGCUGGCUCCUGGGUCAGUGGAGUUCCAGUCCAAAUAGGGCAGACAUUCCAGAUAUUCUCUCUGCCCUUUUGUGGUUCUAACCUCAUCAACCACUUCUUCUGUGACAUCCCCCCAGUACUCAAGUUGACCUGUGGGAAUACCUCUGUAAAUGAAAUGAUCGUCUACAUAGUUUUUCUGUUGUUUGUCAUGGUUCCAUUUCUACUGAUUCUUCUCUCCUACGGCAAAAUCAUCUCUACGAUUCUCAAAUUGCCAUCCACCAGAGGUCAGGCCAAAGCCUUCUCCACCUGCUCAUCUCACCUUAUAGUUGUGGCACUCUUCUUUGGAUCAGGUAUUAUCACAUAUUUAAGACCCAAGACUCAAGACUCAGCAGGAACCGACAAAGUGCUUUCUCUUUUCUACACUAUCAUAAUUCCCUUAUUUAACCCCAUGAUAUACAGUCUAAGGAACAAGGAUGUCAUAAUGGCACUGCAAAAACUUCUAUGGAAAUAA